GGAGCGCGCGGGCUGGCGCAAGCGGGGUGGGCGGCAGUUGGUGCGGUUGGAGCCCAGCGAAGCAGGGAAUCUUCCCGCCCGCGCCAGACUCGGCCGCAGCGGAGACUGGGAGCAGCUGAAGAUUUUGAAGAUCUGGUGCUGGUAAUAGAACACUGAACACUUGCAAGCUCUCCAAACACAGAAAUGUCUGGAUCAUAUGAUGAUUCUGUUGGAGUAGAGGUUUCUAGUGAUAGCUUCUGGGAGGUUGGAAAUUAUAAACGUACAGUAAAGCGAUUUGAUGAUGGUCACAGACUUUGCAGCGAUCUCAUGAACUGUAUUCACGAACGUGCAAGAAUAGAGAAGGUCUAUGCUCAGCAGCUUACAGAAUGGGCAAAAAGAUGGAAACAACUUGUGGAAAAAGGUCCACAGUAUGGAACAGUAGAAAAGGCUUGGUAUGCAGUUAUGUCAGAAGCAGAAAAAGUGAGCGAAUUACAUUUAGAGGUAAAAAAUGCACUGAUGAACGACGACUUUGAAAAGAUCAAGAACUGGCAGAAGGAAGCCUUUCAUAAGCAAAUGAUCGGAGGAUUUAAGGAAACGAAAGAAGCAGACGAUUUAUAUAGGAAGGCCCAGAAACCCUGGGCAAAAAAGCUAAAAGAGGUGGAAGCUGCUAAAAAAGCAUACCAUGCAGCAUGCAAAGAGGAGAAACUGGCUAUAUCCCGAGAAAUGAAUAGCAAAGCUGAUCCAGCGCUGAAUCCAGAACAACUUAAGAAAUUACAAGACAAAGUGGAAAAAAGCAAACAAGACGUGUUAAAGACAAAAGAAAAGUAUGAAAAAUCACUGAAAGACCUGGAUCAGGUAACACCUCAGUAUAUGGAAAAUAUGGAGCAGGUAUUUGAACAGUGUCAGCAGUUUGAGGAAAAACGUCUGCGUUUUUUCCGGGAAGUGUUACUGGAAGUUCAGAAACACCUUGACUUGUCUAAUGAUGCGAGUUACAAAAAUAUCUAUCGUGAAUUAGAGCAGAACAUCAAAACAGCAGAUGCUAUUGAAGAUCUGAGGUGGUUUAGAGCUAAUCAUGGUCCAGGGAUGUCAAUGAAUUGGCCUCAAUUUGAGGAGGAUGAGUGGUCUGCAGACUUGAACCGUACUCUCAGUAGAAGAGAGAAGAAGAAGGCUUCAGAUGGAGUGACUCUAACUGGUGUUAAUCAGACAGGAGAUCAGGCUUCACAGCAAACCAAGCAAAGCAGCAAUCUUAGUGUCCCGAGUAAUACAGUGCAGUCAUUACAAUCAAGUUACAAUCCCUUUGAAGACGAAGAUGAUACGGGGAGUACUGUCAGUGAAAAGGAGGACAAUAAAAUCAAAAAUGUUAGCAGCUCUGAGAAAAAUCAAAGCUACCCUACAGAGUGGUCCGAUGAAGAGACUAGCAAUCCAUUUUCUUCCACUGAUGCAAAUGGAGAAACUAACCCAUUCGAUGAAGAUGCCUCCUCUGCCAUGGAGGUGAGAGUACGAGCACUAUAUGACUAUGAGGGUCAAGAGCAUGAUGAACUCAGCUUCAAGGCUGGGGAUGAGCUAACUAAAACAGAGGAUGAAGAUGAGCAAGGUUGGUGCAAAGGACGUCUGGACAAUGGACAAGUUGGCUUGUAUCCAGCAAACUAUGUAGAAGCAAUCCAGUGACAAAGGAUUGUGAUUUGGAAGUACUAUAACUUUGUAAGCCAGUAUAGAACAUGUUGCUCACAAUAAGGAGAACUGAAUGAUUUACAGAAUGUAUAUAUUAAUGCAAAAGGAAUGAUGGACUGAUAUUGACUUUAUGAUGUGUUGGAGACAAAAACUAGAACUUGCAAUUUGAAAACAAAUUUCCAUUGUGUACAAACUGCAAAACAAAAGGAUCAGAUUGAAAAAUAUAGUACAACAAGGAAAUUACUCUUUAGCUUCUUUCCUAUCUAAUCUGUGUUAAUAUAAUUUUUGCAUUUUCUGUUCUGGUGCCCUAUCCACUCUGGGUAUAUGGCUAUCUUGAUUUUUCAUUUAAUCAGUUAUUUUAAGUGACCUUCAGUAAUUUUCAACUUGGACUUUUAAGACUGUUGAUUUUCUGUUCGUUCUUAGCAAUGUCUGACAGAUGCAGUAUUUUUUUAUUUAAAUCCUACCUAGGUAAGCACCUUUUUUAUGCUUUGAUUUAUCAAUUAAUACUUAAAUUAUGACUGAAUGAUUCACCUGUCAAGUGAAUGAGAACUUUCCAUGCUGUAAUGUUAAUCUUUCCAUGCUGUCAUCAUGGAUUAAAGUUGUAAAACUAGUAUUGUAUUUAAUGUCUGUUACGGAAAAUUGUUUUGUAGCAGCUAUAUCUGCAUAUAUUAUGGUUGGAUUUCUAUUGCGAAUGCUAUUUAUGCAUUUUGACAUUUAAAUGUGAGUUUCCCAAAUACACCUUAAAUUGCACUCUAAAAGAAAAACAGAAUAUUUAAAACUAUUUCAGUCAUACUCUUGCUGAGAAAUUUAACCUUCUGUAUUAAUGAUAUCAGUUAUUUGAAAGAUUAAAUAUGUAUGAAGACUAAUUUUUCAAGCAAAGGAGACUGAAAAAUAGAGGCUCUUUAUGUUGUGUAUAUGUGUAUAUAUAAUUUGAUAUACAGAAUUUAAAGUGUCCACUGUUAAUUUUGUGAGCCUUCUGUUGAUUAGAUUCCGCUUAAAAUCUUAAAUUAUAUGGAUAUUUAAAUCUGCAUUAUUUCCUAUUGUGCAGUGUCAUAGAGCCAAAUAUUCUGUGAUUCAGACUCUCAGAAAUCUAGUAAAUACAACAGUAUAUGCUAAAACUGUAUUGGUUGGUAAAUUGUGGAUUCAAAUAUAAACUAGCUUUAGUAGUCCCUGUGUGGACUAUUGUAGCAGAACACUGUAAAGUCUUCUACAUUUUGUUUGCAGCUACAACUCGGUCAUAUGUAAUAGUGUCAAAUAGUAUAUAUUUGUGACAUUUAAAGGCUGGGUUAUACUUGUUGCAGGUUUUUGACUUUAAAUCUUAUCAGGUGAGUCAAAACGCUAUGUUAGAAAGCUACAUUGUAAUCAAAUUAAGAAAUCUAUUUUCAUGUAAUUGAAACACAAUAGGUGUUCCUUAGCUAUACAAUUUGCUUUUUGAAAUCAUAGAUAUCUAUUUAGUCAGUAGUUUUGAGUCGAAAUGUACAAGUUUAGGAAGUGUAUGUCUGCCAUAAGAAUUUACCAUCCACAAGAUAAAGACUUAGCAAAAACUGUCAAGAAUUUGAGGUCUUGGUCUUUGUAUUCUAAAAUAUUUUAGUAAAAUAAAAUCUGUUAAUCUCUUAAAUGAACCUCUGACUUAUUAGUGGAAAAAUUCUAUGCAUUUCUCUGCAACUUGAGAUGGGUAACCAAAAUUGAUUUGAGUCUACAAAAUUCAUAAACUCACUCUUGAUAUGAACAGAAGCUGUCUCUUGGGUAAAGAAGGAAGCAUGGCACCAAAUUUAGAUGGCAUUUCCAAAAGCUUGUAAUGAAACACAUUUGUAGAAUGGGAGAGGGUUAAUUAUUGUUUCAAUGUAACUACAUCUGUCUACAAGACAGGUGAUGUCUAAGUCUGUAUCAAGGUAUGUGCUUGUUAAAUAAAGUUAGUUCAACACAUCAGGAUUCAG
Molecule: messenger RNA, 3587 nt
Organism: Pelodiscus sinensis (Chinese soft-shelled turtle)
Lineage: Eukaryota; Metazoa; Chordata; Testudines; Trionychidae
Source: RefSeq, a predicted model, not a curated record